AUGCAGCAGCGACAUGACGAUCUCGACAUCGUCGAUGACGACCAGCCUAAAGCACCUCCACAAGUGAUUUACUGCGGACCCUCCAACAAGUCAGUAGACGUGGUAGCUAAAUACAUGCUGAAAAUUCCUGACCUCAAGAUCAUCCGUGUGUAUGGUGAUCGUAGAGAACAGGCGGAGUUUCCAAUUCCCAACAAACGCCAACCACUAAAAAAUUCAACGGACGAUGACAACCAAAUCUCGAAUGAGGAUGAUGAACUGAAAGCAAUCUCACUACAUCACGUCAUUCGAAGGCGUCCCUGUCCGUUUGCCGCCGAGCUUGGAGAGUAUGAGCGCCAAUUUGAUGAUGAUAGGAAAAACGAUCGCAGGACCAGUGACAAGGAAGUACACGACUAUUGCGAACUCAUCAGAAAGGCCGAAAAUUGGGCUCUUCAAGAGUCUGGAGUCCAGAUCAUCCUUUGUACAUGCGCAGCAUCGGGAAAACCGAGGCUAACCAAAUCCUGUGGCAAUAUCCAACAAUGCAUUGUGGAUGAAUGUGGCAUGUGCAUGGAACUGGAAUCCCUCGUGCCAAUCGCGUACUCAAAAGCGCGACAAGUGGUUCUGAUUGGUGACCACAAACAGUUACAGCCGGUCAUCCAAGACAACUUGUAUCAGGAAGAAGCAGUGAAAGAGGCGCUUGGGAAGCCUUUCACCCUUGUUCAGGGUCCUCCAGUUUGCUUGUUUGAACUGAUCAGUUACACAUUUCUGUCUCCAACAGCGUUCAAAAGAUAA
Molecule: messenger RNA, 768 nt
Organism: Orbicella faveolata
Lineage: Eukaryota; Metazoa; Cnidaria; Anthozoa; Scleractinia; Merulinidae
Product: 3'-5' exoribonuclease HELZ2-like
Molecular function (GO): protein binding; RNA binding; RNA nuclease activity
Source: RefSeq, a predicted model, not a curated record